AUGAAAAAAAUAGCAAAACAAAUUCUAAUAAUCUCUUUUGCAUUACUUUAGAUAAAGACUUUCGUAGAAUGUGCAUUAUCUUAUGAGUAGUAAAUAAAUCUUAUGAAUAAAUAAGUAUAUUCAUCACUUCAAGUUGUUCAAGUUGAUCUAAACACUAUCUGUCAAACGAAAUAACUAAAGUUUAUAAUAACUCUACAAUAGCCAUACUAGAAUUACUUCUUUGCACUCAGCGAUAACUGCGGUUUAGUACUUUCAUAACUUUAGAUAUCAACAGGAGACUAUAAGCUCAUUUAAAGCUAUCCUUCUAUAAAGAAUGUCUCAGCAAUAGCUUACAAUUAUGCUCAGAAUACACUAUGGGUAGCUGAUUACUCCUUUGCGAUAACUAUUUAUGAUGCUUCUAAUCCCUAAAAGCUUUAAGCUUUGAAUCAGAUAAAUUCAUUUACUUUAUCUACUUAGACCAUCUAAUUUAGUUAUGAUAACAAGCAGGUCUUCUUUCUUUAGGCAUAAGGGAAUAUUCAAAUUUAUUUGAUGUAGAACUUAGUUUUCAUUUAAAAGUUUAUCAACACUAAUAAUCCAGCUUCAAUUCUCGUUUUGCCUCAGUAAAACCUUUUAAUUUUAGGAGGAUAUAAUUUAUAUUUCUACUAAAUCUAGAAUAGCAGUUAUGAUCCCACAUAACCUUAUUAGCUUGGUAAUUCCUAAUAAAUUAUUACAGGAGACAAUACACCUAAAAUGUACUUUGUUGAUAAUAAAUAUCUAUUUACUUGGUCCACAUUUACAGGAUUAAACCAUUACGACAUUUCUGGUUGCAUUAAAACAUAAAAAUGUGAUAAUACAUCAGUUAUCAUGAUAGCAACCCAAAAGUAGCUCAUCUUGGGAUUUUAAAAUAUCUAUUUGACUAAGGACACAAAUUACUUCAUCGUUUUCUACAAUUUUUAUGGAAUCUACAUUUAUGAUGUCAGUUAAAGAUCAGGAUUUGCCUAAUACUAUAGCAUUUAGCUUACAGGAUUAAAUACUGCUAUGGGAAUAAGUUAAGACGAAUCAUUUAUUGUCUUAACCUUAGAUAAUUCAUUGAAUGUCUAUAGGUAAAUCCCUUCAAACCUAAAUAUUCAAGCUCCAAAUAUUCUCAAUACACAUUAAAAUACCUUGUUUAACCAACAUGUUUAAUCUGUAAGAACAUUUUGGCACUGCACCAUAGAUGAUAAUCUUAACAUGGUUAUUUCUAAUGGAGCCAAUGGAGCUUGGUUAAUGAAUAUUAAUCCUAUCAAUUACAGUAUUAAUAUAGUCUAGCACUUAACUUACCCAUUUUCAAAUAAUAUCUUAGAUGAACCUCGCUUUUUGUCAGGACUUAAAUAUCUUGCUCUUUCUCCAGGCUACUUGAUAUAUUUCUAUUCGAGAUCUGCAGAUCUUUCACAAGUGACACAGCUUUCUAUUUACACACCACCAAUGAAUAAUGCUCAUAUAGGAUGCAUAAGAUAAUCAAAAGAUGGAAAUACUUUGUUUGUUGCUGGAGGUUAAGUAGGCUUGAUAGUAAUAGACAUUUCUGACAUAAAUAACCCUAAACAUAUCACUGCUGUUUAUUAUACUUUCCCUUUAGCUCCAAACUGCUAAAGCAAAGGAAUUUCGAUAUCAAAUGAUGAAAAAUAUCUUUAUAUGACAUAUAGAUAUUUAGGUGUUGUAAUCUAUGACAUUUCAGAUUUCCACAAUCCUAAAUAAGUAAAUGUUGUUUAUACUUUGGGUGGAGAAGAUGUAUUUCUUACUGAUGACAAUUUGAAUAUGGUAGUUGUUGAAACUAUUUAUGGGCUUUCUUUCUGGUCACUUGAACCAGAUAGAACAAAACCAAUAAAACAAGCAUCUCUAAGGACUUAGGGAUAAGCAGUACACAUGAGAUUUCUUUAAAGCUGUAGCUUUAUUUUAACAACUUCUUUAUACAAGGGAUAGUUGUUUUUGAUUGACUACAGAGACAGAACUAACCCAUAGCUUAUUCAAUCAUACUAAUAUUAAGGAGUGGAGGUUACCUCAGGUGAUGUGUGUGUCUCACCAGACGAAUCCUUUUCGAUGAUGAUAUUCCCUUAUGGAGUUGUUUAUAUACCUCUAAGAAAUCCCGUCGUAUUUCAUACUGAUAUAAUUUGGUUACAAGAUAUACCAAACUCUUCGAUGAAGAAAUAAAUCUUAAUGAAUCCAGUUGAUUCGAUCUCAAAAGCUUAAAAUUUAUAAGUUGGUAUGAAUGUCAUACUUAAACUAAGUCAGCUUUAUUCAGUAAAUACUGUAACCCUGGUAAACGCUUUUUACUAUGAAAACCAAGUUAUGAAGCCACUUCCUACUUGGAUUUCUAUCUCCUAGAAUUCUUUGAGCGCAGAGGUUUCAGUUGAUAAAUCUGCCAUAGAUUCAUCAUUAAUUCAAUCUUAAGUAAGCAAAUAAGGUAAAGGUGAUGGCAUAUCCUCUUAAGUUGUUAUACAAAAUAAACUCGUUUUUUUCUAACUUUCAGAAAGAAUUUCAGCUUCUGAUUUUGUGCAGUCGUAAAUAGGAAUUUCAAGUUCACUCUCUACUUAAAUAUUUAAUGAUUGCAUCGCAUAUCAAAUAAUAUUAGACUCUGGUUUUAUAAACCCAAACUACUCAGAUAAUUAAAUCCAGUCUUCUUUAACUUCUUAGGUUUAUACACCACAAAUCUUAGAGUAAAUAAAGUUUAUUCUUCGCCAAAAAAUAACUAAUUACCCUGUUCAAUUCAAUAUUCAAAAUUCUCUCUUUAUAGAUAUUUACUCUCAAGUAAAAGUUAUCACUUCAUACUCUUCAUCAGUUGUUGUUUACUUUUUUGUCAACUCCACUGUAGCAUAGUUUGUGAAUAAAAACUACCCCGCAGUCUUAACUUCAUUUUCUUCUAACUUCGACUAAAUUUAAAUAUAAGGAGGCAUUGAUUCUGUUAACUCUGUCCUUCUAAAUGGUGUCAAAAUUUCAAAUUUAACAGAUCCUUCUUAAAUCUAAAUAAAAAUAUAAGUCAGUGAUGGAGUUAAUUAAGAUUUAUACAAACAAUUUGUAUGUGGAGAUACUCAAAUAAUUACUCUAAAUAGUUAGACAUAUAAAAAUCCGAAUCUUAGCUUAUAAGAUGAUUUUAAUCGUAAAUUUUCUUAAGCUAGUGUUUAGAUUCUAACUAAAUUUGAUUAUCAAAUCAGCUCUGAAGUCUUUCUUAAUAAAGAUUCCUCUAAUUUAGUUUUAUCUACACUUGUUAUGAACCACAAUGGUACUUAUGCUCCUUUGAAUAACCAAUUUUGGCUCUCUUAUGAUUAAAAUUAAAAAGCUUUCUCAGGGACUCCCUCAUCAAGCGAAUAUAAUACAAUUGUUAAUCUCAAGGUUGUUGCUACAGAUGGAUAUACAACAGCAGAAGAUUUGUUAGAAAUUCAUAUCAAUGCUAUACCUCUAUCUUAUGUGUUGACUAUUUUAUUUUAAAUUUUAGGUCCUACUCUCGGUCUUUUAGGUCUAUGGAGAUACAGUUCUACUCUUUACAAUAUAAUCAAUAAAAAGAAGCAUGAAACUUCUUUGGUUACUGUUAAUGCAGGAGAGUAGAUCAUUUUACAGAUUCCUCUAAUUAAAGAUGAAAUGUAAAUUGCUAAAGAAAUAUGGGGUAAAUUCUACAAGUAAUUAUCUAAAGAAAGUUUUAUAUUAGCACUGACCAAAUCAAAAGAAAACUAUUCAAGAAAUAGAUUGCAUUAAAAUAUACAAGAGAAAAUUGCUUAAAAUUAACAAGCUUUUUUUAAAUCCAUUCAAUCUGACUAGUUCAUAAAAAGCAGCUAAAGCUAAGAAUAGCAAAAUAUUAUGAGACUUAAUGCGUUGAGUCCAAUUAAGAUUUGCACAGAAGAAAUUGAAAGCUAACUAUAAAACAACUCUCCAACUCAUAUGCUUGAUCUAACUCCUUAAGGCAUCAAAAAUAAACUUAAAUUAACACAAAACGAUGAUAAAUAUUUAGAAAAUUCAUCUUAAGCAUCUUAAUAUAAACCAGUAGUUAGCGCAUCUAAAGCCAACAAAAUUUAAAGGCAAGUCACCCAACUCGAGAAAAAACAAAUGAAAAUGUCAAUGAUGAUAUCAUAAAAAUAUAAGUAGGAUGAACCAAAAUAAGCUGGUGAUGAAUUAAAUAACAGUUAUUUUACUUAAUUUGGAUACCUGAAUAAAUAAUACAUACUUGAUUAAGUAAGAAUAUUUUUAUCAACUCAAAAAAAAAUUAAAAAUUAAGAAUUUGUCAAUAAUUAACUUAAAGAAGCUAAUAGUAAAUUAUCUUGCUGUAUCUUCGGUCUUGCAUCAGUUUAAUUUGCUGAAUUUGAUGAAUCAACUAAAAGAAUUAUUGAAUUUCUUAAAAGUGUUGCUGACAAAAGUUUUUCUCCUCAAGACUGGUAUAAGCAAUAUGUUUUUGUAUAACCUUGUAUUGAAUUAAUAUAGACAUAACCCUUUCCUACCAUUUCAAUAAAUUAAUAAGCACUAAAUGAAGCUCUGAAAAUAUUUAACAAGGAAGAAGCAAAUUAAGCUUAAAAAACUAACUCUAGCUCUUCCUUUUAAAUUUUUAGACCACUUAUUGAGGAUUAUUUGAUUGCAUGCUCUUAUGGUUUUACCUUUGAUACCUUUUACUUUAUUCCUCACCCUAUUGGAGAAUGUCUUCAAAUGCAAGCUCACUCUCUAAAAUGCAUAGAAGGAUAUGUUCCAAUAACUAAUACUUCUUGUAUGAGUUUAAGAAAAUGCUUAGGGCUUGACUAUGUUUAAAAAGAAUUUAUUGAUAACUAAAAACUGAAUUCUUGGGUUUAGAUGAUUGAUAUUUCUAAUAAUGUUAUACUGCUUAAAGGGCUCCCUUAAAACAAAGAUGUUGGUAGAUAUUUAUUCAAAAUAAAUGAUUUCUAUGGCUACACAAUAAAAAGAAUAAAUAUUGAAGUUAUUUACAAUAAAUAAUUAGCUUCCUAAUAUAAAAAGAAUGAAUUAACAUAAAAAUCUACUGUUAUUCAAGAAGCAGAUUUCAAUAUUGCAGAAGGUUCUAUUUAAGAUGAAGUAUAAAUGAUGGUAUCACAGUAUUGUAAUUCAACUAAAAAUAAUUCAUAGAAUUUGUAAGCUAUUUACUAAAUGAGUGAAAAAGAUGAGUUAAUUGAAUGA
This is a messenger RNA of Tetrahymena thermophila SB210, 5124 nucleotides long. RefSeq lists its product as hypothetical. Gene Ontology annotation, molecular function: protein binding; calcium ion binding. Lineage: Eukaryota; Ciliophora; Oligohymenophorea; Hymenostomatida; Tetrahymenidae. Gene Ontology annotation, cellular component: membrane. The record is from RefSeq and is a predicted model, not a curated record. The transcript has a single exon.